GUCACAUGAUAUGUUCACCUGACAAAAUCACAGUUUUCAUUGAGGAAUUGUGACGAAUUGUGUUUGCUGAAACUUUUUAUUCUCUUAAAAGUGUUUAACAAAAAUUUAAGAAAAUGAAAAUCUGUGGCCCGAAACUAUCACUUUGUGGUCUUAUUAUCUCUGUUUGGGGUAUUGUCCAAUUGGUUUUAAUGGGUCUAUUCUUCUACAUAAAUAGUGUAGCCCUCAUUGAGGACUUACCUCUUGAGGAGGAAUACCAUUCGUUGGAAGAUUUUUAUGCAGCUGCAAAUAGAGCAUACAAUCAGAAUGCCUACAACUGCUGGAUUGCCGCAUGUAUAUAUGUUUUGACUUUGUUGCUCUCCGCCCAGCAAUUUUACAUGAAUAGCAGAGUAACUGCCAACUAAUAUUUCAGAUGUAGUUUCCCAACUACUUAAAACUAGUAUUGAAAUUUUCCCUUCGAUAUAUUUGUUAGAGGUGUUUUCCUUUUAAUAAAGUUAAAGUUCAAUUUAAAUGUUACAACAUGCUUAUUGUAUUAAGGGGCGGAGUGAGGAGUUUGUGUUUUUUAAACCCCAAAGAAGACUAUUCACUUCAUUUUUUAUGUUUCAUGUGUUCAGUGCGCCAUUCACUUCUUAUUUCUGUUAUAUAUUUAAAUUUUGAGAAUUAAUAUAUUUGAUUACUAUAGUAGCGAUAAAUCCAAACUCCGGAAUUUCCUUCAGAGUCAUGAAAGCACUUUUUUUUAUUAAAGAGGUCAAUCUGAACAAAUUGUUGAAAUGAUAUUUUAUUUCUCCACGGGAAUUUUACCUACGGAAGACCUAAAAAAAGGUAUUUUAAAUGUUUAUUACGGUUAUUACUGAUAUUGUGUGGAACGGUUUGGCGAGACAUGAAUUAUUCGUACUGUUUUUAAUUUUGUUGAUAGCUAUUAUUAAAUUACCCAACUUACAAAUAUUUUAUUUAUAAAUUAAUUAAAGUAGUUAGUAAGGUCAUUACUGUCUUGAUUUCCUAUAUCAAGCUGGUAAUUAAUUAUGUUACGUUACGUCGUUCUGUAACAUGUACAUAUGAACACGAGAUUAUCUUGUGCGCUGUGUUGCUGUAUCCACAUACACUAGUCGGUAAGCAUUUUGACAAAAUAAACUCCAAACCUUUUUUCAGUGAAACUUUUAAAU
Drosophila melanogaster (fruit fly) is the source of this 1160-nucleotide messenger RNA. RefSeq names its product ribonuclease kappa (gene RNASEK). Bases 114 to 401 code for a protein of 95 amino acids. The record is from RefSeq and is marked reviewed. NCBI's taxonomy places the organism in Eukaryota, Metazoa, Arthropoda, Insecta, Diptera, Drosophilidae. The transcript has 3 exons. Gene Ontology annotation, cellular component: membrane. Gene Ontology annotation, molecular function: RNA endonuclease activity.